Messenger RNA from Colletotrichum tamarilloi, 453 nucleotides. RefSeq lists its product as uncharacterized. The record is from RefSeq and is a predicted model, not a curated record. NCBI's taxonomy places the organism in Eukaryota, Fungi, Ascomycota, Sordariomycetes, Glomerellales, Glomerellaceae. The transcript has a single exon. The coding region runs from base 1 to 453 and encodes 150 amino acids.
AUGACGCCGCUUUGUGGCCUCGCCUUCGCGUCGCCCUUUUUACCGCAUACUUUUCUGACUCUCUUACACGUGUCUGGGAUUAUCCUCUUCGCCCAGUCUUGGACGCUCGAACCCGCCGCAAAACCUUCUUUCACAUUCUCGAGUCCGGACUGUCGGUAUACACCAGAUGAUAGCCGGCGCUGUGCCUGUAUGCAAGUUGUUGUUGCAAGCCAGGGCCAGCCGUGGCCGAUUCUUGGACCUGCUGGAGGGGCCUCUCCCCGGACUCGAGCCGAAAAAGUCUGCUGCGCUUCAGAGAAGGGGCAUCAUACGAUCAACCUCGUUCCUGUGGCAGCGGUGCCCCUGCAUCGCCUAGGGAGCCUCCAAGGGCCCUGUAUCGCCUCAGCCCAAAGCUUGAUGAACCUUCGUCCGCUUGGCGGUUUGGGUAUCCGGUCGGCGGAAGCCGUCUUUUUCUAG